Messenger RNA from Paramacrobiotus metropolitanus, 1372 nucleotides. RefSeq lists its product as uncharacterized. NCBI's taxonomy places the organism in Eukaryota, Metazoa, Tardigrada, Eutardigrada, Parachela, Macrobiotidae. Bases 281 to 1372 code for a protein of 363 amino acids. The transcript has 6 exons. The record is from RefSeq and is a predicted model, not a curated record.
CCUGCUGCUUUCGUGUUUACGGCAGACGGCUGUUAAUUAAUACAACGACGAAUUGUAUAAGUCACACACCGUCUGUUUCAUGAGAUAUUUCCUAGCAGAAAAGUCAUCAUUUGAUAAGCAACUGAAUAAUCGCAUUCACUUGAAUUUCACUUCUCCAACUCGGUGCUCAUGGUCCUUAAGUUUUUUAACGGUUCUUUAGUUCGAAAUCGAUAAGGCGUUCGUUGCAAACAGCUGCAUAAAUGUAGCGUCAUAAAUCUUCGGAUUAGCCUUCCUGUAUAUUAUGUACAGUUUUACCGAUUCCUGCAAUCGUACACAGAAUGUUACAGUCAGAAAAACCGAUGACAUUUUCUGGCUGGAAAUUGUCGGAUUGCCGGUCCUGGUGGUUGUGUGCACUAUUGGAAAUUUGUUGAACAUUAUUGUAAUGACCUGCGAGCGGCCAUCCCCUCGAACGGGAAAUGCCCACAUGGUUUCCAAAGCCACAAAAGUUUUUCUUCUGGCGAUGGCGAUAUCCGAUCUAAUACUGAUGUGGUUGCAAGUCCCCAGGUAUCUAGCGGAAUACGUCCAAAACAUACAAUGGGGAGAAAACAGUGACCUUGCAUUAGGAUUCAAGAAUUUCUAUGGAGCACAACAGUGGUGGUCGGAUGCGUCCAUAACCUUUUCGGACUGGGUACUGAUCGCCUUUUCCAUUGAACGGCUGAGAUCAUUCCGACACUUGGCCUACUCCUUCAGAACUGCCAAAGAGUCAGUCGCCAAAGAGUCAGUCGGUCAAAGCCAUGAACCGGUAUCAGCCACCUCAUCCACAUCGUCCGAUGACCAGCCAUGGAACAUAUCCGGCACUUCGAGGGUACUGGACAUGAAAACCAUUUCCGGUGCAGCGCUUCGCACAAAGUCCUCCAAAGACCGAGAGAAUGGCGGGCGCGCUAUUCGCCGGCGGACAGCGGUCAUCAUUGUCAUCUGCUUACUGAUCGCGGCUCUCACCUUUACGGUAGAGAAUGCGGUGUAUUUUUUCUACUGGCGUGUUCAAGAUCCCAACGACGGCCAACCGUACCACAAAUUUCGCCCUGAAUGGAUUACGUUGUGGCAUUUCUAUCACAAUAUCCUCGAUGUAGCCAUGACCGUGGCAAAAUUUGCGGCACUUCUUCUGAUCAACGCACAUCUGAUUUUAAUAUUGUUUCAACAACAAGCAACAGGCUAUUUUUCCAACGGAAAAGAUUCGCAGCUUCGUACGCACCGGAAGCGGCAUUCCAGUUGUGUACCAGUGCAUCCGAUUAGCUGCGUCCUCACCAUACUGCACAUUUUUUCUCACAGUAGAUGCGGCGCUUAUUGCUCGGCCCAUCAUACGAAUAAUUCUAUUCUCCAACUAUUCGAUUAA